Poecilia reticulata (guppy) is the source of this 2780-nucleotide messenger RNA. It is a transcript of the gene fpgs, whose product is annotated as folylpolyglutamate synthase. Gene Ontology annotation, biological process: tetrahydrofolylpolyglutamate biosynthetic process. Lineage: Eukaryota; Metazoa; Chordata; Actinopteri; Cyprinodontiformes; Poeciliidae. Gene Ontology annotation, cellular component: cytosol; mitochondrion; cytoplasm. The record is from RefSeq and is a predicted model, not a curated record. Gene Ontology annotation, molecular function: ATP binding; tetrahydrofolylpolyglutamate synthase activity.
UUUAAUUAUUUCUUAUCCAACUUUCAAACAGAGUUGUUGACCUCCGUUUUCAAACUAUUAGUAUCUUAUUGAUUAAUUUGAAUUAUUUAAUUUGUUUAUUAUUAUUGGAGCUUUGGGAUGAAUUUUAAACGCGCAGCUGAUUGGCAGUAAUUGUCUCCUAUAUUCGUCAUUUGUAAAUCUGUUGUAAAUCUGUUCAGUCUGAAAAACAACACAAAAAAAAGUCGAAGGGGCGUAUCUUGACGUCAUCACGCAUCCGAACGGACCCGCCCAUAUGUGGGCGUGGCUUCCGGUGACUCCCACCGCCUCAAGAUGGCGUGUCUGCUGCGCGUGCUGCGGCGGCAGUCGGCGUUUGGCGCCUCGCGCAGUGAGCGGGACUCGGUGUUCAGGCUGGCGAACCGGGCCGUCCGGAACCACAGCACCCAGGCGGCUCCUCACUUCCCCGGCAUGGAGUACCAGGACGCCAUCUGCACCCUGAACACGCUGCAGAGCAACGCCAGCGUCCUGCAGCAGACCAGCAGGGGGCAGAGGGACCCCCAGCAGCAGCUGCUGGCCAUGCCGGGCUUCCUGGAGCGGGCCGGGCUCACGGUGGAGCAGCUGGAUCACCUCAACAUCAUCCACGUCACGGGGACCAAGGGCAAGGGAUCCACCUGCGCGUUCACGGAGCGGAUCCUCAGAACCUACGGCUUCCGGACCGGGUUCUACAGCUCGCCCCACCUGGUCCAGGUGAGGGAGAGGAUCCGCAUCGACGGCCGGCCGAUCGGCAACGAACUUUUCACCAAAUACUUCUGGCAGGUUUACGGACGGCUGGAUGAGACCAAGGAGGCCCACGGAGGGACGAUGCCGGCGUACUUCCGGUUCCUCACCAUCUUGGCGUUCCACGUCUUCCUCCAGGAGAAGGUGGACUUGGCCAUCAUCGAAGUCGGGAUCGGAGGAGCGUACGACUGCACCAACGUUGUCAGGAGGCCGUGGGUCUGUGGCAUCACCUCUCUGGGAAUCGACCACACCCAGAUUUUGGGCGACACCAUCGAGAAGAUCGCCUGGCAGAAAGCGGGAAUCUUCAAGCCGGGCGUUCCCGCAUUCACGGUCCGGCAGCCGCAGGAGGCCAUGACGGUUCUGAGGGACCGGGCCAGAGAGAUCCAGUGUCCGCUGCGGGUCUGUCCGGACCUGGACCGGUACCAGACGGAGUCCGGAGCGCUGCAGCUGGGCCUGGCGGGUCAGCAUCAGCGGUCCAACGCGUCGCUGGCCCUGCAGCUCUGCCACACCUGGCUGCAGCGGCGGUGUGGGCCAGAUCUAAGCCCCGCCCUCCCUGAUCCGGACACCAGCUGCGUGUUGCAGGCGGACUCUUUCCGGCCCGGCGCCACCAUGGUGAAAGGCCUGGCGGAGGCGCGUUGGGCCGGGCGGAACCAGACGCUGCGGCGCGGCGCGCUCACCUACUUCCUGGACGGAGCCCACACCCACCGCAGCAUGCAGGCCUGCGUCCAGUGGUUCCAGGAGGCCGCCGCCCAGUCCCAGAGCGGCGCCAGUGGAGCCGUGGUUCGGGUUCUGCUGUUCAACGCCACCGGGAGGAGGGACGCCGCCGCCAUGCUGAAGCUGCUGCUGGCGUGUCGCUUCGACUUGGCCGUGUUCUGCCCCAACAUCACCGAAACCGUCGCCUCCGGCAACGCAGACCAGCAGAACUUCAACGUCGCCGUGGAGACCAUGCUGACCUGUUGCCUGGACAACGAGCGGAGCUGGCGUCUCCUUAGCGACGGCGGAGACGAGUACCCGGCGCCGCUGCUGAUCCGGGACGGCCCGGCGCCGCUCGCCGAGAGGAAGGCGGACUCGCUGGUGUUCCCCUGCAUCCUCAGCGCCCUCUGCUGGAUCGCCCAGGGACGGGACCCGGUUCUGACCGACCCGGCUCAGACGGCGCCGCCCGUCACACCCAGCAUGGCCGCCAAGGCCGCGCUGCUUCAGGACGCCGCACACGUCCAGGUCCUGGUGACCGGCAGCCUGCACCUGGUGGGAGGCGUCCUCAAGCACCUGGACCCAGAGGACGGGUAGACUGGGAACGCUGGGGGUCAUCUGGGAACGCUGGGGGUCAUCUGGGAACGCUGGGCGGACUGGGACGGGUCGGUGCUGCUUUACUUCCAGGUGGAUUACCGGGUUCUGUCCCGGUUCUGAAGCUCCUCUCACCAGAUGGGUCGUCUUGUUGUUUUGGACUUUCUUUACUUUCCAGGUGGUUCUGAUCCAUGAUUGGCUGCUGGGUACCAUCAUGUCACAGCGGUCCAAACCCAGCCCAGUCUGCGUCUAAACCCAACAGAACCGAACCAGCCCGGACCCAGCUGACCUUCAGAACCAGAACCCGUCAGUUCAGUGUGAGGGCCCGGUUCUGAUCGGACCGGGUUUCUGAGCCUUACUUGAAGCUGAACUUGUUUACAUGAGCCCACUGGUCUCCGCUGGACGGGUCGGCGCUGCAGAACCAGAACCUCUGCCUUCAUGCUGUCGGUCUCUCUCUCUCUCCGUGUUCCUGUUUCGGUUCUGUGGGAAAGAUUUCAACGCUGCUGAUGAUGGUUCUGAUCCGGUUCAGAUCAGAUUUAAAUGAGUAUACUGACAUCUGCAGGCGGUGAGAGGAACUGCAGGCAGGAGCCAGGAUGUUGCUACUGAUGUAUUAAUUCCAUGAAUUUCUCUCUAAACUCCGACAUUCUGGGAGUCGGAUUACAAUGAAGAUGUCAGAAAAUGUUUAAAUUAUGCUUUUGAUGAUGGUGCCAUUAAAAAAAUAAUUAAAAUGUUUACAGUUUGAA